UACCCAAUAGGAACAAGGGGCAUUUCGGUCCACUUGAAAAUCUCCAUACUGCGAUACAAUAAUAUUAGGUCGGAUAAACUAGGGUUUGUAUAUAAAUCGUGUUCUUACUCAUCUUCUCACAUAUAGCGCAUCUCGCUCCCCCCAUUUCACCAAUCCCGAGUUCUUUGCAGAGAAGGCAGUUCUUUUGUAGUUUUUCUCUACAAUGAGUGAUGCAGAAAAUACCCUUCCAGCUUCAAAGAAGAGAACGGCUGGAAGACAAAUAACUAAAGAGACUCUCGGUGUUGAUGAUGAUGAAGACAAUGCUGAGCAAGAGACUGGAACCUUUAAGAAAGCAAGCGAUGAUGUUCUGGCAAGUAGAAGAAUAGUUAAGGUUCGCCGGCAACAGCCAUCUGCUGCCACAGCAGCCGCUUCUAAUCCUUUUGCAGGGAUUCGUCUCGUCCCUCCUACCAAUUCAAGUGAUACUCCAGCUGUGGUUACUUCUGCAGGUGGAAAUGUUAACUCAGUAUCAGAAGAUACAGGGGUAAAGAAUGGAGUGGAACAGGAUAGUGGAAAGGAAACAGCAGAUGGUGAUAAGAAAUCAGAAAGUGAAACAGUGGUGGUAAAGAAUGGAGUGAAUCAGGACUCUGAGAAGGGAAAAGUUGAGGAGGCGGGGACUGAAUCAAUUGUUGAAGAUGAAAAACCUAAAAGUAGUGAAGGGAAAGUUGAUGAUAAGAAUUCAGAGUGCAGUGCUGGUGAACCAAAAACCGAAUCUAAGGUGGCCAAGGAGAUAGAUAAUACUGUUACUGAGACGACCAACGCUGAAUCAACUGGUGUGAAGACUGAUGGAGUUGAAGAUACUAAUAAUGAGGCUAAGACGAAUGCUGAGGAUAACAAAAGUGAGAAUGAGAAAAGAGACAACGGUGAAAGUGUAAAUGUGCAAAAGGAUGGAGCUAAUCCUUUUGGCUCUUUUCACCAGCUUUCAAGCAGCCAAAAUGCUUUUACUGGGGUUGCAGGAAGUGGGUUCUCGAGCUCUACUUUUUCAUUUGGCCCAAUUUCUAAAGAUGGUUCUGCUGUUGAUUCUGGGUUUGGCAAAUCUAGUUUUCUAAGCAAUUUAGGGGCAUCAGUUGCUAAUAAGGGCGAGGGUAGCAGAAUAAUGCAAGAGGUUACUGUUGAGACAGGGGAGGAAAAUGAGAAGUCUGUUUUUAAUGCAGAUUCUGUGCUUUUCGAGUUUCUUGAUGGAGGGUGGAAAGAGCGAGGAAAAGGAGAAAUCAAAGUUAAUGUUUCCUCAACUGGGACUGGAAAAGCUAGACUCGUUAUGAGAGCCAGAGGAAACUAUAGGCUAAUCUUGAAUGCUGGUCUCUAUUCUGAGAUGAAGCUGACAGCUAUGGAGAAGAAAGGAGUAACUUUUGCUUGCAUGAACAGUAAUGGUGAAGGAAAGAAGGACGGCCUUUCGACCUUUGCGUUGAAGUUCAAGGAUCCUUCCAUAGCUGAAGAGUUUCGAGCGGUGGUCACAGAGCACAAAGGUAAGACUACUACUGCUGGACUGAAGACUCCAGAAAAUUCCCCGUAAUGCACCAAAUUAUUCAAAGUUGUUUGCUUAAAUGCCAAGAGGUCAGAGUUUUUGUUUACGCGGACAAUUUGUUCUUUUCUUGAGAUGAGGAAAUGACAAGGAGGGACUUGGUGUAGACUGGCUACUUGUAAGCCCUUCAGAAUCAGAGUCAUAGAGCAGAGUUGCUUUGUUGUUGUGGGUCUUAAGGUAUAUUUUAAAUAAUAUAUCAGUCACAAAGUCGGCUUGCAUAAUAUGUUGUGCAAAAGGCAAUGAAGACCAUAAAAACUAAAGGUGUAGAAACUGUUUGCUAUGCUUUGAUUGAAAUGUUGGCCUAUGGUAAAGAUUAUAACGUUGCUUGUCGGAUAUUUGAUCAAACAUAUUAAGCCGAUCUUUGUUUUGUUACUUUUUCA
This is a messenger RNA of Daucus carota subsp. sativus, 1938 nucleotides long. Its product is annotated as nuclear pore complex protein NUP50A. Gene Ontology annotation, molecular function: GTPase activator activity. Gene Ontology annotation, cellular component: nuclear pore; cytoplasm. Gene Ontology annotation, biological process: intracellular transport. The transcript is spliced from 2 exons. NCBI's taxonomy places the organism in Eukaryota, Viridiplantae, Streptophyta, Magnoliopsida, Apiales, Apiaceae. The record is from RefSeq and is a predicted model, not a curated record. Bases 203 to 1549 code for a protein of 448 amino acids.